Molecule: messenger RNA, 679 nt
Organism: Eriocheir sinensis (Chinese mitten crab)
Lineage: Eukaryota; Metazoa; Arthropoda; Malacostraca; Decapoda; Varunidae
Product: HEAT repeat-containing protein 1 homolog
Exons: 3
Coding region: 219-650 (143 amino acids)
Biological process (GO): maturation of SSU-rRNA from tricistronic rRNA transcript (SSU-rRNA, 5.8S rRNA, LSU-rRNA); positive regulation of transcription by RNA polymerase I
Cellular component (GO): 90S preribosome; small-subunit processome; t-UTP complex
Molecular function (GO): snoRNA binding
Source: RefSeq, a predicted model, not a curated record
CAGAUUGUAAACACUGGUCGCCGCGGGACACGUGCGUGAGGGACACGUGGGAGGCUCCUCCUAGCUAAUACUUCGUGCUCGCUACAUUUUCUCCCCUCGGUGUGCUCAACAUCAAACACAGCAGCGGAGUCAAGGGAGCAUAAGUGUGUUUCCAAAGACUGGCUUGAGGUGAGGCUCAGCUGGUGAGUGUUAUCAUCCUGUGCAUCAGCCUCUCUGCCAUGGCUACUUCACUGUCGUCACAGCUGCUGCAGCUGGCCGCGCCGCAGACCUCCAUCUUUGACCACAAGCGCGACCGACGCUCCAUUUUAUUUGACCCAUCAGAAGCAGCAAAGUUUGGACGAGACGUUUAUUAUGAUAUUGGCUUGUCAGGCUAUGAGGUCCUUGCCGCCACUGACCCAGUUUUCCGACCGUUUGCUUCAAGUCUGUUUGGUCGCAGCAGCCACGACCUCCAGCGUGCGGUGGAGACGAGGGAGGUAAAUGCAAAGCUGGACUUGGAGAUAGAAAAGUUCCUCCUUCUUCUGUGCCCCUACCUGGAGAAGGAGGCAUCACUGAGGGCCCUGGAGUGGCUUGUGUACAGGUGUGUUGAAGCUUAUCACCUUGCCUGCACUAACCACACACCUGUCCAUUUUGUUUGUGUACAGGUGUGUUGAAGCUUAUCACCUUGCCUGCACUAACCACA